AUGGGUGAGACAGUAGCAGAUAAAACCAGUAAAAUCUUAGCUUUUGUCGCAGUUGGUUUUGGAGUUAUUGCAUUACUAUUUCUUUGUAUUGGUGUUGGUACAGUACGGUGGUAUACUGCUGGUAAUUCAAAUGUUAUAAUUACCGGACUGAAUUUCUUUACAUAUUGUAAUUAUGAUGCAACAACUGGAAGUCAAACCAGCUGUGCAUCACGCACUGCGACCUGGCAUCCUGUUUGUGAUACUAACAAUUAUCCGACAACAACUGUCGUAAAUAGUUAUAGUGAUUGCAACAAUCGUAUGCGAAACGCUG
Adineta steineri is the source of this 310-nucleotide messenger RNA. NCBI's taxonomy places the organism in Eukaryota, Metazoa, Rotifera, Eurotatoria, Adinetida, Adinetidae. The record is from the annotation of a GenBank genome assembly.